Molecule: messenger RNA, 1439 nt
Organism: Lolium perenne
Lineage: Eukaryota; Viridiplantae; Streptophyta; Magnoliopsida; Poales; Poaceae
Molecular function (GO): protein binding
Source: RefSeq, a predicted model, not a curated record
AUGGCAGGAGUUGGAGCCAUGGGUACAGCGUUCUUUGGGCCAUUUGGGCCGAGACUACACAAGCACCCUCGCCGCCACACACGCACGAGUCGUAGCAACCUAACCCUUAGCAAUAUUUCCUCCACACCCACAGCUGUGGCGACGGCGGCCACCCACCAGGACGAGCUCGCCCAAAAUGCUCCGCCGCCCUCGCCACUUCCUCCCCGCGAAACACCGUCGCCGCCCAAACCCCAACCCAAACAGCCCGCCGCCGAUCCCCCCACCCCGACCUACACCCGCGACAUCGUCCGCCGUGUCACCAACAUACUCCGCGACCACCCCUGGUCGGCGGCGCGCCCGCUCCUCCUCUCCCUCCCGGGCCUCACCUGGGACUCCCACACCGUCGCCCGCGUCCUCAAGACCCACCCGCCCCUCCAAAAGGCCUUCCUCUUCUUCCGCCUCGCCGCCUCCCCCGCCGCCGACCCCAAGGCCGCCUUCCGCCACGACCGCUACACCUACACCUCCAUGCUCCACCUCCUCGGCGAGGCCGGCCGCGUGCCCGCCAUGCUUCGCCUCCUCGCCGAGAUGCUGCGAGCCGGGGUGGACCCCGACGCCGCCACGUUUACCACGUUUCCCCGAUGCUGAGAGCUUUCCCCCGCGUGGCCUGUGGUUGCCGACAGGAUCCUCGCCCCAAGGUGGGCCGCGAGGCUGCCUCCCUACCCCGGCGACCCCCCGACCCCGGCGGCUCCUACGACUAUCACCCUUCCCCUGGAUCCGACCAAUGCGCCCUCCAUCGGCACCCUGCUCGCUCGCGUCGGAGUUGGGUACAAAGGCGACGGCGGCCUCGGUUGGUGGACGUCCCGAUCUGCAGCAUCGGCUGCUCGGAGCUCCUGCUGGUGGGGUCCUCCGAGUGCAGCUCCUUCCGCAGCGCCGUCCCGAUCUGCAGCGCCGUCCCGAUUUGCUCGCCCCCAAGCGACCUCGACGCCGUCGCGUCGGCCUUGGCCUCCAACGGUUCUUGUUCCUCUGGUUUGCUUCAUGUCCUUGAACAACUGCAUCAACAGCGGGAUCAACAAGGUGUACGUCCUCACCCAGUUCAACUCCGCCUCCCUCAACCGACACCUCUCCAGGGCCUACAGUUUCGGCAAUGGCGUCGGCUUCGGAGACGGUUUCGUUGAGGUGUGAAACUCUAGAAUUCAGACUGCAUGCAUUUUGUUCAGAACUUUUCAAGUUUGAUACCAAUCCCGGUUCUCUUUGGGGUGAGAUCAAUGCUAUCAUGGCCCUGCACUUUGGGCAUGAAGGGUGGGACCAAGGUGAAGGUGUAUGAUCUGAUGGCAUUAUGAUGAGUUUCUUUUUUCUCAGGAUGUUUCUGUAAAACGCGGCUCUAGCUGGCCCCAACCUUGUAAUAUUGCUUAAUUAAUGUAAUAGCAACUAUAUGGCGAAGGUGGACGUUCUGGUGGCUA